AUGGCUGAGGCAGCACCACAUCACAAUUCUCCAUCAGAAGAUCCUAAUAGCCCAUUUUUCUUACACCACAGUGACAAUGUAAAUACUGUGGUGGUCACACCUCAUCUCACGGGACCAAAUUAUCUUUCUUGGAACCGAUCAUUCACCCUAGCUAUUUCAAUCAAAAAUAAACUCGGUUUUCUAGAUGGGACCAUUGAGACCCCUCAACUCAACAACACCCUUUAUGUGCCAUGGCUUCGAUGCAAUAACUUGAUCCUUUCAUGGAUCUUGAAUUCCAUCUCAAAAGAAAUUGCAUCAAAUGUACUUUAUGUCAGCUCAGCCAAAGAAGUUUGGGAAAAACUUAAGGCUAGAUUUGCACAACCUGAUAAUGUGCGCAUAUAUCGGCUGCAGCAGCAACUGGGAUCCAUUACUCAAGGAACACAACCUGUGACUGACUACUUCACACAACUCAAUGCAGUGUGGGAAGAACUACACAACUACAGGCCUUUGCCACACUGCUCAUGUGGUCUAUGCACCUGCAAAACAUUGGAUACCGUUGGUGAAAUUCAACAAACAGAUACAGAAGAAAGGCAAAGGCAAGUUAGGACCUUUGCAUUGCCUCUAAAUGAGUCCUCUGUAUUGGCUGUUUAUCAUGGCCAGAACAAGAAGAAAGAAAAGUUAGAAGUCACUUGUUACCAUUGUGGGAAGAUGGGCCACACAAAGGAGAAAUGCUAUCGACUAGUUGGAUUCCCACCCAACUUCAAGUUCACCAAGUCUAAACAAGGAUAUUCAUCUGGAAGUCACUCAGUGAACCAAGUUACUACUCAGGAACAUGAGAGCCGCACCUCAAAGACUCCACAGCUUCCCCUGACUGAAGCACAAAUUCAGCAAAUUGCAACUCUUGUCAAUGCUCAAACUUCUCAGCUCAACUUGAAGGAAAGAAACUCACCAAUCAACCCACUCAGCAAUGACUUUUCAACCUCCACAAAUGCCCAGACUCACACUCACCACUCUUCCAACAUGGCAGGACCUAUCUUCAUGGAUGACGAUUGGUCUUGCUGA
Messenger RNA from Carya illinoinensis, 1041 nucleotides. RefSeq lists its product as uncharacterized. Gene Ontology annotation, molecular function: nucleic acid binding; zinc ion binding. The transcript has 3 exons. NCBI's taxonomy places the organism in Eukaryota, Viridiplantae, Streptophyta, Magnoliopsida, Fagales, Juglandaceae. The record is from RefSeq and is a predicted model, not a curated record. Bases 1 to 1041 code for a protein of 346 amino acids.